This is a messenger RNA of Hemibagrus wyckioides, 3421 nucleotides long. It is a transcript of the gene dnaaf11, whose product is annotated as dynein axonemal assembly factor 11. Gene Ontology annotation, cellular component: cytoplasm. Gene Ontology annotation, molecular function: protein binding. The transcript is spliced from 12 exons. Gene Ontology annotation, biological process: outer dynein arm assembly. NCBI's taxonomy places the organism in Eukaryota, Metazoa, Chordata, Actinopteri, Siluriformes, Bagridae. The record is from RefSeq and is a predicted model, not a curated record. Bases 35 to 1435 code for a protein of 466 amino acids.
UUCCCAUAGCAACGCUUCACAAACGCAAGCAAGCAUGGUGCGCAUCACUGAGGAUCUCGUCCGUCGUUGUGCUGAGCAUAACAACUGUGAGAUUUUUUCUCUUGAGGAGAUUUCACUACAUCAGCAGGACAUUGAACGGAUAGAGCACAUCGACAGGUGGUGCCGAGACCUGAAGAUCCUCUAUUUGCAAAACAACCUCAUUUCCAAGAUAGAGAAUGUUGGCAGACUUAAGAAGUUGGAGUAUCUGAAUCUAGCACUGAAUAACAUUGAAGUGAUUGAAAAUUUAGAAGGUUGUGAAGAUCUUCAGAAGCUUGACCUGACUGUGAAUUUUGUUGGUCGAUUGAGCAGCGUGGUGUCCUUGAAACAGAAUGUGCACCUUCGGGAGCUCUUUCUUGUGGGAAAUCCCUGCACUGAGUUCAAAGGUUACAGGCAGUAUGUGCUGGCCUGCCUGCCUCACCUGCAGUGGUUAGACGGCACAGCGAUAGGGCGAGCAGAACGAAUACAGGCGCUACAAAACUUUGAUGACUUGAAGAAGUGCAUCUUAGAACAAGAGGCUGAAUAUGUGGAAAUGAGAGAUAAGCAGAAGAGGGAGGGGCUAAAAGAAACCUCAAGCAGCGGCCCACAUGAUUUAGAUCACAAGCAUCUCCAGAAGAGCUGCCCUCAGAUAAGUGAGGAGAUCAGGAACCAAUAUCCAAAUUGUGAGUGUCAUCCAAAUCAGAAUUCAAACUCGGAGGAUGAGGAUAAAGAUUUUUGGGAAAAGCCGUGCACCUUUACUCCAGAGUCAAGACUGGAAGCACAUCGCCAUCUAGAGGAGAAGAGGAGAGCAAAAGAGAGAGUGAGAGAGCCAAAAAAGAAGGAUAAACCUCCGAGAACUUUGAUCACGCCUGACGGAAGAGUUCUGAACGUGAACGAACCAAAGUUGGACUUUACCCUAAGUGAAGAUGAAGAGAACAACUGUGUGCUUCUGGAUCUGCAUGUAUACAGACAUCUGGACACCUCCUUGCUGGAUGUGGACGUUCAGCCUACAUACGUGAGGGUGACUGUCAAAGGAAAGGUGUUCCAGUUGGUUUUGCCUGCUGAGGUUAAACCAGACAGCAGCACAGCAGAGAGAUCUCAAACUACUGGCCACCUGCUUAUCACCAUGCUCAAGGCGCUUGGAGAGGUAAAAGUGAAAAAAACAUCUCACAAACAAGCACUAAGCUGCAGAGGAAAUAAGACUUCAGAGACCUCAGAGGAAAAAAGCAGGGUGAUUUCUGGUUGUCAGAGAUUAGAAGUUGACCUCAGCAAAAGCUUUGCUGUACAACUGGCUAACAUUGUCCCUAAAGAAGCAUGCAGUACCCAUGGUCCCCUGCAGCUCUCCUGGCCUUGUCGAGCCCAAGAGAAGCCUGUCUCCAAAGACUUUGUGGAUGACCCAGAGGUUCCCCCUCUCAUGUGAGAAACACGAACAAAGGAAGAAUGUGAGAGAAUGUAUGUACGACUGUGUGUAUAUAUAGUACAUGAUAGCAUUUGCAAAUUCCAAUUUUGGGGAGUAUUUGGAAUUUCCUUAAUCUAACACACCUGAGCACAAUCUAUUUCAUCUAAACUAAAUGCAAUUUAUACAAUUAUAUCUGCUGUUAUUAUGAGCUGUGAAAACCUUGAGGCUCCUAAACGUGGACUGAGAACCACUGAGGUAAGUUUAUUAGAUAUCAGCAUGGAGAGUCAGCAUGUAGAGCAACGAAUUAUAUAUUUUUGGCUGUAGAUACAAACUGUGGACUGUAAAUAAAACUUUGAAAUGAGGCCAAUUUUAAAUAAAAUGUUUAUUAAAUACUUUAUAGUAUAGUCCCUUUAAAGACUUCAGAAACAAUUUUAUAUUCAGUAAAAUCAUUGGCAUUAUUUUCAUAAAUAAUUUUGCUUGAUAUAAAAAGUAUGCAAUGCUAUGGUCUUAUGCUGUGGUCUUGCUUUAGCCAUGACACUGGAGCCAUAAUUGUGGGAUGUUCCACUGCAGAGUCAUUUAUAAAUCCAAAAAGGUUUCUGUAAUUCUUUUGGAUGUAUGUAGUGGUAGAUAUAGACUUCAUGGGGUGUCCUUGGUUUUAUUCCUAUGUUUAACUUUUUAUUGAAUAUUCUAAAAAUUGUGUUCACAAAUGCAAAGUCAAGAGUGGAAUAUACUCCAGUUUUGUUUAUUCAAGUUGGUAAGUCAGAUGUCUCCAGCUUGUUAGUGUUCUUUCACACAAGGAUCAGAACAAGUAUGAGUUGUACAGUGAUAGAAUGUAUGCCUAUUUCUUCACAUUGUGUUAUAUUGAAGAUGCAUACCACAAGCGGAUCUUCCUGGAUUUUAAAUUCACACCAGUGAGCAGAAGUCAGAAGGUUUAGUUGUUCGCAAGACAGUCCAGUUGCUCCACUUUAGGUUUACACUAUAGGAAAAUGCCAAAGUGGACUUCAUUACUUUUGCUGUACUUUUUCUGGACCAGUGAGGGUCAGAUGAAUAAAACAUGACAAUGUCACUGAGCAGUGAGCCAAUCUGAAUUAUUUACACUCAUCUGCCCUGUUCCCCAUUCCAUUGCUGUUGGAAUGAAGUUUAGAUCUGAAUGGAUAUGGUGUUUGUUUUUGUUUUUUUUUCAUUUAUUUUGUCUCUCGUGAUUUAUGGAAUUUAUCCCCUACUUUCCAUAUGUUCCAGACAAUUUUGCCUGCCCUACCCUGAGACAUAUUGUGUACACAGUGGGAUCUGUGCUCUUUGUGUCUAAACUGUCCUUCCUCUGCACACAUACAGUACAUACACACCCAGUUCCUGUCAGUAACCAUCAGAUGUCUGAUGAGACAUAUGUGAACUGCACAACCUUUCCUGUGUGAGCAUUGUGUGUGUGUGUGUGUGUGUGUGCGUGUGUGUGGAUGUGGUGACAUCUUGCUUUCUGUUACCACACCCACUUUGAGAGCAGUUGGAUAUUCCCACAGCAGUGACUGCACACACCCUCUCUGUUUAGUGUAUUUGCUGUAAUACCUCAACUACUUUGAUGUGUGAAAUAUAAAAGCAAACAUGUUACACUCAGACUGUGUGUGUUAUCAUUGUUGAAUAAUAUUGUUACUGAUGAAAUCUUUCCUCUCUGUCCCUCACACACACACACACAGACACACAUGCUCUGCUGCAGCCAGUCUGUCUGUAAGAGUAAAAGGCUAGUCCUUAAAGACAGGAGUAGAGGAGGAUGGAUAUAAAGAGGGAAUUAUAGAAUGAAGAACCCUGAAAGCAUAAUAAUAUGCAUCUAUCAUUUAAUAUCCUUUUUGGUGAUUGUAUAUUAUUAGAAAAAAUGAGAAACAACCAAAUAUUAAAGUUAAAAAUAAAAAUAAAAAUCCAGCCAUUUACAAGAACUGAUAUGGAAUAAAGUGAAUUACUGUGUGAUCUCUGUGUACUCUAAUGCACUCAACUGACUGUGUUGAAUUUUUUCCAAUA